Molecule: messenger RNA, 633 nt
Organism: Lemur catta (Ring-tailed lemur)
Lineage: Eukaryota; Metazoa; Chordata; Mammalia; Primates; Lemuridae
Product: zinc finger protein 736-like
Exons: 6
Coding region: 250-615 (121 amino acids)
Biological process (GO): regulation of DNA-templated transcription
Source: RefSeq, a predicted model, not a curated record
CUUUGUCUCUUCCGCCGGGCUCGGAGCAGCGUCCGCGCUCCGCUGUCGCUCCUGCAGGGGGCCCAGGUGUCUCUGCCGCAGCCCGUGUCACCCGUGACCUGCAGGGUCCUUCCGCCUGCGGGUGUGGUGGUAGCAGAUGGAGGGGUCGCGCUGAGGCCUUGACAUGCACAUUCUCAAGAUGCAGCUGUGACCUGUGCAGAUGACCUCAGCUGAGAGGGCGCCUUAGAGAGGCCGGAGGAAGAGGAAGAAAUGGCUGGUUCUCAGGGAUUGUUGACAUUCAGGGACGUGGCCAUAAAAUUCUCUGUGGAGGAGUGGGCGUGCCUGGACCCUGCUCAGCAGAAUUUGCAUCGGGAUGUGAUGUUAGAGAACUACGCAAACCUGGUCUCUGUGGGUCUUGCUGCCUCUGAGCUGGACCUGAUUUCCUGUCUGGAGCACAGGCAAGAGCCCGGGCCUGUGAGGAGACAUGAGGCAGGAGCCACACACCCAGAUAUAUUUUCUCAUUUCACCCAAGUCCUGUGGACAAAGAAGUGCAUAGAAGCUCCAUUCCAGAAAGUGAUACUGGGAAGCGGUAUAGCAGACAAAGAUGAAGCUUUUCUUACUCAUUUGGUGCUUUAAAAACAACAAUCUUGAAAU